CUUGCGCAGUCCCGCCUUGGUAGUUAUUUUACAUCAUACAAACUGUCCAAGUUUGUAACAUACCACUAAAACGUAUUAUAAAUAACGUAGUCGUUGGUUUAAAUCAGAUUAUUAACUGGAAUCGAAAUAUUUGUGAAACCGGAGGUUACACAACAGGGAACUCAAAAGAAGACCAUGCAAGAGGAAAUUGCAUCCAUUCUCCGAGAACGGAUAAUGGUUUUAGAUGGCGGGAUGGGGACCAUGAUCCAGAAGUAUAAACUUGAAGAAGAUGAUUAUCGUGGUGUUGAAUUCAAGUAUCAUCCCAGAUGUUUAAAAGGGAACAAUGACCUCCUAAGCAUAACACAACCGGACAUAAUCUACACAAUUCACAUGGAAUAUUUACUGGCUGGUGCAGAUAUUAUUGAAACAAACACUUUCAGCGGCACACGUAUUGCCCAGACAGAUUAUGGUCUUGAGGAUCUGGCAUAUCGGCUGAAUAAAGUUUCUGCGGAAAUUGCCAGGAAAGCAGCCUGUGAUGUGUCUUCUCAGACAGGCAUCAAGAGGUAUGUGGCAGGUGCUAUGGGCCCAACAAAUCGGACAUUAUCAGUGUCACCAUCUGUCGAGAGACCAGACUACAGAAAUAUUACCUUUGAUGAACUAGUUGAAGCUUAUGAAGAACAAGCCAGAGGUCUGCUGGAUGGCGGAGUUGACAUUUUGCUAGUUGAGACCAUCUUCGAUACUGCUAAUGCAAAGGCUGCAAUUUUUGCCAUUCAGAAGUUAUUUGAAGAUCAGUAUGAGCCAAAGCCCAUAUUUAUUUCAGGAACCAUUGUUGAUAAAAGUGGACGUACUCUUUCUGGACAGACUGGAGAAGCAUUUGUUGUAAGUGUGUCCCAUGCAGAUCCGCUUUGCAUUGGACUGAACUGUGCCUUAGGGGCAGCUGAAAUGAGACCAUUCAUUGAAGUAAUUGGAAAAUGUACAACAUCCUACAUCAUCUGUUAUCCAAAUGCAGGACUUCCUAACACGUUUGGAGACUAUGAUGAAACUCCUGAGAUCACUGCCAAGCACCUGAAGGAAUUUGCUUUGGAUGGUUUGGUCAACAUUGUUGGAGGUUGUUGUGGGACUACACCUGCACAUAUCAGGGAGAUUGCAGAAAGUGUAAAGGGCUGCAAACCCAGAGUUCUACCUUCUUGUGUCUUUAAUGGCUACAUGCUCCUCUCUGGUUUAGAGCCUUUCAGGAUUGGACCGUAUACCAACUUUAUCAACAUUGGAGAGCGCUGUAAUGUUGCAGGGUCAAGGAAGUUCGCCAAACUUAUCAUGAAUGGCAAUUAUGAGGAAGCUUUAAGUAUAGCCAAGGCCCAGGUGGAGAUGGGGGCACAGAUUCUGGACAUCAACAUGGAUGAAGGAAUGUUGGAUGGGAAGACUGCCAUGACCAGAUUUUGUAACUUCAUUGCUUCGGAGCCAGAUAUUGCUAGGGUUCCGUUAUGCGUUGACUCUUCAAACUUUUCAGUGAUUGAAGCUGGAUUGAAAUGCUGCCAAGGUAAAAGCAUUGUUAACAGUAUCAGUCUGAAGGAAGGUGAGGGGGAAUUUAUGGAGAGAGCUCGGCUUAUUAAGAGAUAUGGAGCUGCCGUUGUUGUCAUGGCUUUCGAUGAGGAGGGGCAGGCUACAGAAACAGAACAUAAAAUCGAUGUGUGUACCCGGUCCUACAACCUCCUAGUAAAUAAGGUGGGGUUUAAUCCCAACGAUAUUAUCUUUGAUCCAAAUAUCUUGACGAUAGGCACUGGAAUAGAAGAGCACAACCUAUAUGCCAUUAACUUUACUGAGGCAACAAAAAAAAUCAAGGAAUUAUUGCCUGGAGUCAGGGUUAGUGGAGGCCUUUCCAAUUUGUCUUUUGCCUUCCGAGGAAUGGACUCAAUCCGUGAAGCCAUGCAUUCUGUCUUCCUGUAUCAUGCUAUUAAGUGUGGCAUGGACAUGGGAAUAGUGAAUGCAGGAAAUCUCCCUGUCUAUGAUGAUAUAAACAAGGAUCUGUUGGAACUCUGUGAGAGCCUCAUUUGGAACAAAGAUCCAGAUGCCACUGAGAAGCUACUGCAGUAUGCACAGACCUAUGCCAAAGGAGGCAAGAAAGUAAUUCAAACCGAUGAGUGGAGGAAUGGCACAGUUGAACAGAGACUGGAGUAUGCACUCGUUAAGGGAAUUGAAAAGUAUGUGAUAGAAGACACCGAAGAAGCCCGAGCCAAUCAUGUGCUGUACCCCAGACCGCUUAAUGUGAUCGAAGGACCGCUGAUGAAUGGUAUGAAGAUUGUAGGAGACUUAUUCGGGUCUGGCAAGAUGUUCCUUCCUCAGGUAAUAAAGUCUGCUCGUGUCAUGAAGAAGGCUGUUGGUUAUCUCAUCCCAUUCAUGGAGAAGGAAAGAGAAGAAAUGAUGAUAAACUCAGGCUGUACAGAUGAAGUUGAUCCUUAUCAGGGCACCAUUGUAUUGGCCACAGUCAAAGGGGAUGUACAUGACAUUGGCAAGAACAUUGUAGGAGUGGUCCUAGGUUGCAACAAUUUCAGAGUGAUUGAUUUAGGAGUCAUGACUCCAUGUGAAAAAAUACUACGGACAGCCAUUGAGAAAAAUGCAGAUAUCAUUGGCCUAUCUGGUCUCAUCACACCAUCCUUAGAUGAGAUGAUCCAUGUUGCAAAAGAAAUGGAACGACUUGGAAUGAGCACUCCUUUACUUAUUGGAGGAGCAACAACAUCCAGAACCCACACCGCAGUCAAAAUUGCUCCAAGGUACAGUGCACCAGUAAUUCAUGUGUUGGAUGCAUCCAGGAGUGUUGUUGUGUGCUCACAACUGCUAGAUGAAAAUCUGAAAGAUGACUAUUUUGAAGAAAUAACUGAAGAGUAUGAAGAUAUUAGACAACAACACUAUGACACACUGAAGGACAGAAGAUACUUAACACUGGAGCAGGCCAGGAACAGAAGACUUCAGAUAGACUGGAGCACUAUACCCAGACCCGCUAUGUCUGCAUUUAUUGGAGCUCGUGUGUUUGAAGACUAUGACUUGCAGAAGCUGGUGAAAUACAUUGACUGGAAACCUUUCUUUGAUGUUUGGCAGUUAAGGGGAAAAUACCCAAAUCGGGGGUUUCCUAAAAUCUUCAAUGAUCAAACAGUUGGAGCAGAAGCUAAGAAGGUCUAUAAUGACGCCCAGAAUAUGCUGCAUAAACUGAUAGCAGAGAAGAAGUUACAGGCCAAGGGAGUACUUGGGUUCUGGCCAGCUGAAAGUGUGGGAGAUGAUAUACACGUGUUUGCAGAAAAUGUAUUUCCAAGAAGACAAGAACCAGUGGCAAAGUUUUUUGGCCUAAGACAGCAAGCAGAAAAAGACUCCUCUUCUGGAGAACCAUACUGCUGCAUAUCUGAUUUCGUAGCUCCCAAAGACUCUGGAAUUUCAGAUUACUUGGGUUUGUUUGCAGUUGCUUGCUUCGGAGCGGAAAAGCUUAGCAAAAUGUAUGAAACUCAGUAUGAUGAUUACAGCAGCAUCAUGGUUAAAGCAUUAGCAGACCGGCUAGCAGAGGCCUUUGCAGAAGAAUUACAUGAAAGAGUUCGAAGGGAAUUUUGGGGAUACUCUUGUAAUGAACAGAUGUCUGCUUCAGACUUAUUCAAAGUGAAGUAUGAAGGAAUACGUCCAGCUCCGGGGUAUCCAAUCCAACCAGAUCACACAGAAAAACUGACAAUGUGGAAACUGGCAAAAAUUGAGGAGAGUACAGGAAUUAGACUUACAGAAUCCCUGGCCAUGACUCCUGCUGCUGCCGUUUCUGGUCUUUAUUUCUCUAACCCCAAAUCAUUUUAUUUUGCUGUUGGUAAAAUUUGUAAGGACCAGGUUGAAGAUUAUGCCUUAAGAAAGCAAAUGUCAGUGGAAGAGGUUGAAAAGUGGCUUGGACCUAUUCUAGCUUAUGACUAAAAUGCAUUUUGCAUUUGGUCUGUUGUCCACCAAGAUGAUUGACACUAAUGCGUAUUUAACUGAUCUGCAAACCUAACAAAGCACACUGCCUUCCACUCAUGUUUUGUCGGUAUUGUAUAGACUGUCUACUAAUAUCUUUCAUCUAGAUGUAUUAAACAUGAUGGCUGUUUGACAGAAGGGCACAGUUUCAAAGGAAACGUUUUGAUACUGUAGUUUAUCUAUUAUAGGUCUUACUAGAAAUUGAGAAAUCAGAGUUAUUUAAAUAUUCCUCAAAGGUAAUUGAAAAGUAGCAGUUGAGGUCAAGCUGCAAAUUAAGGCUGUUACCUUGCUAUUAUCACCUAAAGACAGACACAUUGUGAUAUUUGCCAGAUGUGUAAUACUCUGCAUAUUUUUACUAGAAGUAUUUUCUUAGUUAAUUGUUUUAAGGAACAUUGAUACUACAUAUUUUGUGAUAGUUUGUAUCUUGUCUGUUGUCAUGUGCGAACAUUGCAGGUCACAUAAUGUGACUGAUGCAUGUUCUUUGUUGUCUGUAAUGGCUGGUAAGUACUUACUGCUCAAGAUUCCCAGAACAUCAGUUUGAAAUUGAAACCCGUCAGAUGUUUGCUUGGUUGGCCACAACUACCAUAUCAACUGUGUUUGUGUCAUUGUUGUCCUAUUUUCAUUUGUAUUGGCACCAGAUGUUUGAAUGUAUAUACUGUUGGGAGGGGGGGGGUAAUUUAAAGUCUGAUGACUGUUAUACUGGUUUAACUGAAUAUGUUUUUAGUACUGGAGGAAAUAUAAGCCUUGAUUCAUUAUAGAAAAUGUCAUCACCUGACUGGUGCUGAUUUACUUGUAAAUGGUGCCAUUUCAUUAGAAAGUGGUAAUUCCAGCUUCACCACUAACUGGACAGUGCCUAGCAUGGUUACAUGCCAGCAGUGUUUAAAAACUGUUGCUGCCCUUUUUUGCUAUGUUUGUUGUAUUGCAGUACUUUUCUACUGCAGACAUGCUGUCGAACAACUCAGUGAUAUAUUCUUAAUGCACUGUACAUACGCAUGUUCCCAUACAUCCAGUCACAUACGGACUGCAUUGGUGCAGUUUGCGAUCACUGAUAAUUUGGCAUUAGGAAAACAUUUGUUGUCCUUUGCUUUUAGACAUCUUUAUUUUGAUGUUCAGCAGUAUAAUACUGUACUAAAAUGAUUACUUCAAGGACCAUUUAUAUUUUGGAACUGGAAGUACUGCAAACCUUUUUUAGUUAUAAUUUUUUAUUUUUCUUUUAAUGGCAGUAACCUGAGUUACAUUUUUCUGGUAGUUUAUAUGUAUCUUUUGUGUUGAUUACUUUGUUUGCCGCUGCUAAAAAGGAUUUUUUCAUCAAGUGAAAUAACUGUAUUUGAUGUCUGUUUUUAGAAGCAUAGAAUGAUGGUUUUCCACUUAGUUAACAGGAGUUUUAAUCGUCAUUUUACAUGUGUACCACAUUUAGUUUUUAUUCUAGUCUGCUGUAAAGUAUUCAUGCUAUUCCUUCAUAUAGGAACUUGACAUUGUAAUGCUUCUGAUAGUGUUUGUUCAUGUAUUUUAUUUGCUAAAAGAUUCAUUUUAUGUGGGUGUACAGCAUCAUUUUUGUAAGGUGCCAUUUGUAUUGUAUUAGUGGUCAUUAGACCCUGCAUUGCCUCCGAGGGAAUAAAAAAAUGAUAGUACACUGUGGCAUUUAAGAAACAUAAUAUAGACAAUCAAACAUACUUCUUGUAUGUCCAAGUACUGAAAAAUGUGCAGAAGAAAGGUUUGCAUUUUGUCUAAGAAAAACAUGUUAUUUGUUUAGCAGGCAUGGAACAGAUGGCGUCUUUAACACUUCAAAUUACAUCUCACUGUUUGUUGAAACUGAAGAUCUCAUGCACUGCUACGUAGAAUCAAGUAUUAGUAUCUCUCAAAUGUUAUACAUUAAUAAUAUGUAUACUGUGUAUCCAUAAAAUGUACUUGAAUGUACCUCCUACCACGGCUACUGUAGAAAAUGGUCCAUUUUUGGAUCAGUCUGCCUAUAUGACAGAAAAAAAAAAUGAUGAAAUAAUGAAACCUG
Messenger RNA from Protopterus annectens (West African lungfish), 5962 nucleotides. RefSeq names its product 5-methyltetrahydrofolate-homocysteine methyltransferase (gene MTR). Gene Ontology annotation, molecular function: methionine synthase activity; zinc ion binding; cobalamin binding. The transcript is spliced from 33 exons. The record is from RefSeq and is a predicted model, not a curated record. The coding region runs from base 175 to 3915 and encodes 1246 amino acids. Gene Ontology annotation, biological process: pteridine-containing compound metabolic process. NCBI's taxonomy places the organism in Eukaryota, Metazoa, Chordata, Ceratodontiformes, Protopteridae.